Messenger RNA from Stegodyphus dumicola, 1619 nucleotides. RefSeq names its product autophagy related protein 14 (gene Atg14). Gene Ontology annotation, molecular function: phosphatidylinositol 3-kinase regulator activity; protein-membrane adaptor activity. The record is from RefSeq and is a predicted model, not a curated record. Gene Ontology annotation, cellular component: extrinsic component of omegasome membrane; phosphatidylinositol 3-kinase complex, class III; extrinsic component of phagophore assembly site membrane. Lineage: Eukaryota; Metazoa; Arthropoda; Arachnida; Araneae; Eresidae. Gene Ontology annotation, biological process: cellular response to starvation; autophagosome assembly; mitophagy.
CACUGACAAAGACAACCAGCGAUUCAUAUGGAGAAAUCGUGAUGAUUUAAUGGCGAGCUCAAGCGAUGACGGACUGGAUGAUUCUGUUCCUGAAAUUAUUUCUCCUUGUGUAUCAAUAUCAAUAAUUGAUGGGACAUGUAAAAGAGAAGAUCUGCAUAUGAAAUGUCCUGUGUGCAAGCAAUUUCGUAAAUGUUUUAAUUGUGAUGAUUGCGUGAGGAAUGGCAAUUAUACUCAUUCAAAGAAAAAGUGUUUAGAAAGAUAUGCAGAUAAGAAGCAUAAAGAACUCAAACUUACGGAGGAAAAAGAUGUCAUAUUACAAAGGUUUGAACAUGCACUUUCUAAAAAGAAGAAAAUUGAAAAUGUGAAGUUAGACAUAUACAAAUGCAAGGAGAAAAUAUAUUUGCUGAAGGAAAGUAUAAAGAGCUGUAAAGAAGAAAUAUUAAAAGGUAAAAAGAGGAUAAAAGAAUUAGAAAGGAAGAAAGCUGUGUCUCUCAGAUUUAAGUCGGAGUUCUUAACAAAAUUGUCUAAAAUGCACAAGUGUCAGGAAGACAAAAAUUUUGAAUUGCGGGCUGCAGAUGUGCAGCUAUAUUCAGUUUACAGUGCCUUGAAAACAGUCAUCCAUCAUCGAACUAAUGAGUUGAUUACACACAUAUUUCCAAUUACUAAAGUAUCGUCUCAUUAUUACAAAGACAGUGCCUCAGAAGAAGGCCAGUGUGCUGAACUGGAGGAAGCACAGAAAACUACCUAUGUCCAAGGUCAGUGGGUGAUUGCAAGUAGUCCCAUGGAUGAUACAAAAUAUUCAGUUGUAGAACCUUGCAUUCCAAGUAAUGGAGAUUACUCAGCAUACAUUGAUUGGUGUUCGUCUCGCAUUCAAGGAAUUUCUAGAAACAGUCUAUCAAGGAGUGAUAGGCAUCAGUUUGAUGCAGCAUAUGGCAUUAGUGCUGCUUUAGCAUAUACUGCUCAAUUAGUUGGCAUCCUUGCAUUGUAUUUGGAUGCUCAUGUGCCAAAACGUUCAAGUUUUAGUGAAUUCUGUGGACAUAUUACUUCAAAAAAGAAAUUCCUGCAUAAAGUUGCUAAACUAAAUGCAAACAUAAUUCAUCUGUGUUUAGCACAGGGUGUAGAUAUUUCAAACAUAAACGCCCAUCAGACAAUAUCAAACCUUUUGCUUAUUUUUGAUCCUGAAGCUAGGGAAAGACAGAGGUGUAGUCCAUUAGAGGAGGAAAGUUUAGUUGAAUCUAUAGAAAUGUCAAUUUCCAGGGAUUUACUUCCAAUUGAUGAAAGUGAUUCUGAUGAUACUGAAUCUGAAUAUGUCCAUGUAUCUGAAGAAGAUAUUCUUGAAAGUCCUGAAGCUGCUGACAGUAAUGAAAUGCACAUGCAGGCAUCCUUUGUGUCAUCUGUGUUUUCUUUCUGGAGGGCAGCUACUGGGCAAAAAUGAGUCAUCUAUAUCUGUGAUCAUUGAAAUCAACCAACUGUUGUGUUACUUAGAUCUGACAUAAGCAGAUUUUAAAUAAAUGUCUCUUAGCAUCAUGUAAAUAUUUUAAUAACCAUUUUUGUAAAGGUGCUCCUUUUUAUGAAAAUUUUAAACCACUUUUCAUAAUAAAAAUGUUUUAAAAAUCUUG